AUGGCGGACACGGAUCUGUUUAUGGAAUGUGAGGAGGAAGAAUUGGAGCCGUGGCAGAAGAUUAGUGACGUGAUCGAGGACUCGGUGGUUGAAGAUUAUAAUUCAGUUGACAAAACCGCUACGGUUUCAGUGAGCGUGCAGCCUGUCGCCACUCCCAUGCCUAUCAUGGCCCACGCGUCCAUCGGUGGCAACCUCUCCACGCCCACACCUGUCAGCAGCGGCGGGCCAGUCAACAGCGAUGGGACGAAGAAGACGCUGGUCACGCUCUUCGCAAACAACAGCGCUGGCACUCCUCUGGUUCAGCAAGGUGGGCAGCCGCUAAUCCUCACGCAGAAUCCCACCUCCGGCCUCAGCACGGUGGUGACCCAGCCGGUCCUCCGGCCCGUACAGGUCAUGCAGAAUGCCAACCACGUCACCAACGCCCCCGUGACAAGUCAGCCAAUCUUCAUCACAACCCAGGGUUUCCCCGUGCGGAAUGUCCGGCCUGUGCAGAACACCAUGAAUCAGGUGGGGAUUGUCCUGAACGUUCAGCAGGGCCAGACGGUGAGGCCCAUUACUCUCGUCCCAGCCCCAGGUACCCAGUUUGUGAAACCCGCCGUCGGCGUCCCUCAAGUCUUCUCCCAAAUGGCCCAGGUGAGACCAGGACCGACCAUGCCGGUCCGGCCAUCAUCCAACACUUUCACGACGGUCAUCCCCGCCACCCUCACCAUCCGGAGCACGGUACCGCAGUCCCAGGCGCAGCCGCAAAGUAAGUCCACUCCCAGCACCUCCGCCACUGCCUCCUCAACGCAGCCAGCAGCACUGGGACAGUUAACUGUACAGCAGCCAGGGCAGCCCUCUCAAGCUACUAACCCCAAAUUAGUGAGCAUUGCCAGCUUCGUGACGGUGAAAAGGCCCGGGGUGACGGGUGAGAACAACAACGAGGUGGCAAAGCUGGUGAACACGCUGAACACCAUCCCUUCACUUGGCCAAAGCUCAGGGCCCACCGUGGUCUCCAACAACAGCCCUGCCCAUGGCUCCCAGAGAGUGGGCGUGUCCGAUUCCUCAUCCCUGAAAGUCAGUUCUUCGCCGAUCCCCGCCUUCGACUUGCAGGACAGCGGAAAGAAAGUCUGUCCGAGGUGCACCGCCCAGUUUAGAGUCACUGAAGCUUUAAGAGGCCACAUGUGCUACUGCUGCCCUGAAAUGGUGGAAUUCCUCAAGAAAGUGAAGCCCUCAGAGCCUGAACCAAAUAUCCAAUCCCCCAAGCCCUCCUCCCCGGAGAAGAACGCCGCCAUUGCCUCGCCCCCGUCCUCCACCCCCAUCCCUGCGCUCUCGCCGCCGGCCAGAGUCUCCGAGCAAAGCGAUGGCACAGGCGAAGUGUCGCAGAGUAAGCUGAUCAUGCUGGUGGACGACUUCUACUACGGCCGGGACAGCGGCAAAGUGAGCCAGCUGCUGAAUUUCCCCAAGGUGCCGACGUCCUUCCGGUGUCCGCACUGUACCAAGAGGCUCAAGAAUAACAUACGGUUUAUGAACCACAUGAAGCACCACGUCGAACUGGAUCAGCAGAACGGGGAAGUGGACGUCCACACCAUCUGCCAGCACUGUUACCGGCAGUUCAACACUCCCUUCCAUCUGCAGUGCCACUUGGAAAAUGUGCACAGCCCUUACGAGUCGACCACCAAAUGCAAGAUCUGCGAGUGGGCGUUUGAGAGCGAGCCCAUGUUCCUGCAGCACAUGAAGGACACCCACAAGCCAGGGGAAAUGCCCUAUGUCUGCCAGGUCUGCCAGUACCGGUCCUCCCUUUACUCCGAGGUGGACAGCCACUUCCGAAUGGUCCACGAGGACACGCGGCAUCUCCUCUGCCCUUAUUGCCUCAAGGUCUUCAAGAACGGCAACGCGUUCCAGCAGCACUUCAUGAGGCAUCAGAAGAAGAGCGUCUACCACUGCAACAAAUGCCGGCUCCAGUUCCUCUUUGCCAAGGAUAAAAUCGAGCACAAGCUGCAGCACCACAAAACUUUCCGCAAGCCCAAGCAGUUGGAGGGGCUGAAGCCAGGCACCAAGGUGACCAUUCGGGCAUCCAGAGGUCAGCCCCGGACAGUGCCCCUCUCGUCCAAUGACGUGCCCUCAGGCCUCAUGCCAGACACCGGCUUGAUGUCGGCUUCUUCGGACCCUCAGCCCAACUUCCCGUACCCGCCGUUCCAGAGGAACAUCCAGAAGAAAGCCGUCAGGAAAAUGAGUGUCCUCGGCAGACAGACGUGCCUGGAAUGCAGCUUCGAAAUCCCAGAUUUCCCCAACCACUUCCCCACCUACGUCCACUGCUCCCUGUGCCGCUACAGUACCUGCUGCUCACGCGCCUACGCCAACCACAUGAUCAACAACCACGUUCCUCGCAAGAGUCCGAAGUAUUUGGCCUUGUUCAAAAACUACACCGUCUGUGGGGUGCGGCUGGCCUGCUCUGCCUGCCUCUUCGCGACAUCCGAAGGCGAUGCGAUGGCCAAGCACCUGGUCUUCAACCCCUCUCACGAAUUCAGCAACGUUGUGCUCCGAGGUAAGGGCUGGAGGGGGCCGCUGUCGCCUGCCUGGCUCUUCCUGCAGCAUCUUCUCCCGGCCCAGCCUUUCGAUGGAGGCGUGAAGGCGCCAGCUCCUACUUACUCCCCAAGCGAAGUUGCGACCGUGAACACGCCAUCUCCUUCGCCGGAGGAAGAGAAGAACGAGGCAGCAUCCAAGGAGGGGCCCGAGGUCGUCCAGGAGCCGCCGCCCGCCCCCGAGGAAGAGUGCUUAAAUGUGGAAGAAGACCAAGGGGAGGAGCAGCCCGCGAAGGAGACGCCUGAACCUGUCAGCAAGAAGGAGCAGCUUUCCUUGAAAAAACUCCGGGUGGUCCUCUUCGCUCUGUGCUGCAACACAGAGCAGGCGGCCGAACACUUCAAGAACCCCCCAAGGCGGAUCCGGCGCUGGCUGAGGAGGUUCCAGGCCUUCCAGGAGGAAAACGUGGCCUCCUUGUCCGAGGGCAAGUACCUGAGCUUGGAGGCCGAGGAGAAGCUGGCGGAGUGGGUCUUGAUGCAGCGCGAGCAGCAGCUGCCCGUCAACGAGGAGACCCUCUUCCAGAAGGCCACCAAGAUUGGGCGGUCCCUGGAGGGGGGCUUCAAGAUCUCCUACGAGUGGGCAGUGCGCUUCAUGCUCCGGCACAACCUCAGCACCCACAACCGCCGGGCCGUCGCCCACCCCCUCCCCAAAGACGUGGAGGAGAGCGCCAGCUGCUUCAUCGAGUUCGUGCAGCGGCAGAUCCACACCCAGGACCUGCCACUCUCCCUGAUUGCGGCCAUCGACGAGAUCUCCCUCUUCCUGGACGUGGAGGUGCUCUCCAGCGACGACCGAAAGGAGAACGCCCUGCAGACGGUGGGGACGGGCGAGCCCUGGUGCGACAUCAUCCUGGCCAUCCUGGCCGACGGGAGCGUCCUGCCCACCCUCGUCUUCUACCGGGGCCGCAUGGAGCAGGCCGCCAACGUGCCCGAGACCAUCUUCCUCGAGGCGAAGGAGAGCGGGUACCACGACGACGAGAUCAUGGAGGUGUGGUCCUCCAAAGUGUGGCGGAAGCACAUCGAGGGCCAGAACGGCAAAGGCAUGCUGGUCCUGGACUGCCACCGGACGCACCUGUCGGAAGAAGUCCUCUCCAUGCUGAGCUCCUCUGGCACACUGCCGGCCGUUGUCCCGGCUGGCUGCAACUCCAAAAUCCAGCCUUUGGACGUUUGCAUCAAAAGGACCGUGAAAAAUUUCUUGCACAAAAAAUGGAAGGAGCAGGCCAAGGAGAUGGCGGACGCCACCUGCGACUCGGACAUCCUCCUCCAGCUGGUCUUGUGCUGGCUGGCUGAGGCCCUCGAGGUGAUCGGCGACUGCCCUGAGCUCGUGCAGCAGUCUUUCCUGGUGGCCAGCGUCCUGCCCGGCCCUGACGGCACGGCCAACACGCCCACCCGCAACGCCGACAUGCAGGAGGAGCUGAUUGCCUCGCUUGAGGAGCAGCUGAAGCUCGGCCAGGAGCCCCGCGACGAGGCUGACCUGGAGGACGGGGCCCCCCACGAGGACCCCGCCAACCCCGAGAUCCUCCACCAGCUCUUUGAAGGGGAGAGCGAGACGGAAUCCUUCUACGGCUUUGAGGACGCGGACUUGGAGCUGAUGGAGAUCUGAAGAGCCCGGCCGAUCCGGAGG
Messenger RNA from Euleptes europaea (tarantolino), 4182 nucleotides. It is a transcript of the gene POGZ, whose product is annotated as pogo transposable element derived with ZNF domain. Bases 1 to 4161 code for a protein of 1386 amino acids. NCBI's taxonomy places the organism in Eukaryota, Metazoa, Chordata, Lepidosauria, Squamata, Sphaerodactylidae. The record is from RefSeq and is a predicted model, not a curated record. Gene Ontology annotation, biological process: regulation of DNA-templated transcription. The transcript is spliced from 17 exons. Gene Ontology annotation, molecular function: DNA-binding transcription factor activity, RNA polymerase II-specific; RNA polymerase II cis-regulatory region sequence-specific DNA binding.